Messenger RNA from Endocarpon pusillum Z07020, 2379 nucleotides. RefSeq lists its product as uncharacterized. The transcript has a single exon. The record is from RefSeq and is a predicted model, not a curated record. NCBI's taxonomy places the organism in Eukaryota, Fungi, Ascomycota, Eurotiomycetes, Verrucariales, Verrucariaceae. Bases 1 to 2379 code for a protein of 792 amino acids.
AUGACCGCUUCCCCGCCUCGUCGCAGGUUUGUGCCGGAGCCUGUUGAGACCAUUGCAAGGAGCUCAAGACGCCCUAACCGAGGAGAUCCAGAAACUCAGUUGGCAGAUAGAAUACCUGAUCAGAUGUCCGCCUCCUCAACUGCUCCUGACUUCCUCCCUUCCGAUCAAAUAAAACCCACCACAACCACUCGACGUUUCCCUCUUCAGCCAGUUGAGAUAUCUUUAAGGACUACAGAGCCUUCUAAUUGGGAGGAGAGUGGAGAGAGUCGAGUAGAAGGCCGACGUGUGAAAGACAAUUCCAUUACCGGCACAGGUGGAGGCUCAAUAGACGGGUACAACGAGCCACGCCAAUCCACCCCCCAACUAGUGGAGACUCCAGCGAAGAGUCCGAGGAAAUUCGCUCUGAAGCCUGUCGAGACCAGUACAAGAAGUAAUCGCAGAAGAAAAGGUGAAGAGCAGGACGGAGAGAAAUCUCAAUCCACACAAAGAAGAUUUGCUCCCGAACCUGUCGAGACGUCGACCAAGACCUCUCGUAAGAAACCAACAGAGGUUACCCAGGAACCUGAAGCGCCGCCGGUACGGAGGAGGUUUGCACCCGAACAUAUACAGACUACAACAAAGAGCAACCACAACAAGCAAGCUACAGCCACCGUAGAAUCUUCAUCGCAGGCACCCAGAAGGAGAUUUGCACCAGAAGCGGUGGAGACUACCAUUAGACGAAGGAGGAAGCAGAGUGUUGAGGAACAACCCUACCCACCAUCUUCUGAUGACAAGACGACAUCGCGAUCAUCCAAUGGCAUCAGCAGUCCGAGAAAGUUCUCUCCCGAGUUGAUAGAGACCGCUCGGGGAUCAUUCAGGAAGGGCGAUAGCUCACCACGAACGAGCCGCGCAGCAACAACAGAUGAGCCAACUGCGGUACCUCGAUAUCUACGACCACCACUUGCACCAAGCAAUACUCCCGCUCAUAGCUACGCCGAAGUCACCCAGAUACAUGAAUCUCGAUUCUCGGCAGCAAGUCUUGCCAAAAGGCAAACUCGGCAGCAUUCGUUUCUCGUACCAGAAUUGCCAUGUAUAGAGUCCGAUUCGAGCGCUGAGAAUUCCGCAGUGCCGUCACUGUCUACUUCCCCGUCGAUAUCAUCUGAAGAAUCAACCAACCGGCAACACAAGGGGGAGAUUCGAGAAAGCCAUGAUGGGAAAUUUCGGGGCUACAUGCUCUCGUUGGCGGCACAAGCUGCAGAAAAGCAAUUGAGAGAUCAGGCGAUGGCGGCAUACCCGAAUGAGCAAGUACAUGAACCGGUCCACCAUUUUGCCGUCGAAGACUCGGACGAAGAAUCUCUUCCGGGCAAAUUAGAAGCGGAUAACGGAACAGAUCCCAGGAUUUUCAGGCGCGAGUCGGGUGCAGACCUGGCUUGGCAUAUGAAUGAGAUGCGCAGACAUCAUGAGCAACUGGAAGAGGCAAAGAGGGCUUUGAAGGAAGAUACCGCAGGACAAAGUCGAUUUUCUGCAGUCGCAUUGAUGGAGAGACAUAAGACACGCGCAAAAAAGGAGCUUGGGGGACACCAAAAAGGAGUUGGCUUGGCAGAAAUGAGAAAUGCCGCAAGCCCUCCAAUGCUGGGACAAGAUCUUGUUUUCCCCAUGAGUGUCUCGCCCAAAAUGACUCGCUGUGAUGUUGACCAAAUCCCGGUGCCUCGAACUAACGAAUGUGAGGAUAAUAACGACGACUCGGGUGAGCCGCAGUUAUGGACUACACAUGUAGGCCUACAAAAUAACCCGGAAGCUGGCCUGUGGAUGGGAUUAUGUCAGAAGAAAGAUUGUGAUGAACAAUCUCCACCAACACCGAUGAGGUCCGGUCUAAUGACUCCCGCGGUGCAGGUUGAUGACCAGGAGAGAGCAGGAGAGUUGAAGCAUGGUCGAGCGUUCGACAAGCAAAAUCACAACACCAUGUAUUUGUUGGCCACUCCUGCCAUCCAGCAGAACGACCCAUUCACUCGGACUAUAGAUGACAAGCUCAAUAAGGAGUUGAGCAUUGAACAGCAGAUCGAAGAAGAGUUCCACCAUGGUUUUAUCACGCAAAUAUACAACUAUCUUUCUCUAGGGUAUCCUUCGCUGGCGCACAAGUUCGACGAGGAGUUGAGCAAGAUCACGAGAAUUCCUGUUGAAGAGCUCCGAAGAGAUGACAACCUUGCUGAUGCUAAGGGGUAUGUGGGUGCCCCGGAAGGCGAGGGACUAGAUGAAGAUUCGGUCAAAGAGGGCAAAUGUGCCCGAUGGACAGCAUUGCGGCUGUAUAUACAUGAAUGGGCUAGACAGCAGCCUGGGAUGGCUGAUCGAACGCCGAAUGAAUGGGGUGUUCGUGCGCGAAGGGGGAGCUGGGCCUUCUGA